This is a messenger RNA of Capsella rubella, 4611 nucleotides long. Its product is annotated as probable phospholipid-transporting ATPase 5. Gene Ontology annotation, biological process: phospholipid translocation. Gene Ontology annotation, cellular component: plasma membrane. The transcript has 11 exons. Gene Ontology annotation, molecular function: ATP hydrolysis activity; magnesium ion binding; ATP binding. The record is from RefSeq and is a predicted model, not a curated record. NCBI's taxonomy places the organism in Eukaryota, Viridiplantae, Streptophyta, Magnoliopsida, Brassicales, Brassicaceae. Bases 602 to 4306 code for a protein of 1234 amino acids.
UUUAUACAACUAAUUGGAAAAUCAUUUGUUAAUUAGAUUAUAGUUGAAGAGAGAGAGAGAGAAGACGUAGAAGACGAAGAAGAAGAAGAAGAAGAAGCAGACCCGAAAGUGCUUGCCUGCACUGUGUUUCAGAUUUGCAGUCCUUUGAUACCUAACCUACAAAGAAAAAAAAGUGUGAAAUUUGUAUAACAUUAAAAAAAAAACAAAUCUCUGUUUUUCUCUAAAACCCUUUCUCUAAAUUUUCCAUUUUUUUUUGGGUUUUCUCCUGAGAAAACAAGAGAGGACAAAGACAGGAGAGAGAGGGAGAGAGAGAGAAAGCUGCAUUUUUUUUAUUUGGGUUCAUGGCUUGUUGAUCUAAACCAUUGCCGACAAAUUCUAGGAGAAUCAUUCAGCUUCUGUACUGGGGAAUGGGUUUAUGUUAGUUUGUCAUGUUAUCAACAGAAUCUAUCCAUCUCUGGUGUUUGAUUCCUGGGUUAAUUCACUAGGACUAUGACAAAUAAAGCACUAAUCUGAUUUCUUGAGGAACUAGAGUGCUGGGUCCUGUUUUGAAAGCUCACAUUUGGAUUCUUGUUCUCUUGAGUUAAAAAAAUAAUCUUGAGGAAUGGCUCGAGGUAGAAGAAGAUCGAAGCUGCGACUAAGCCAUCUUUAUACAUUUGGAUGUCUUAGGCCUAGCACGAUUGAAGGUCAAGACUCUCAACCAAUCCAAGGUCCAGGAUUUAGCAGGACUGUGUUCUGUAAUCAGCCUCAUAUGCACAAGAAGAAGCCUUUGAGAUAUCGUUCUAAUUAUGUCUCGACGACGAGGUACAAUUUGAUCACUUUCUUCCCCAAGUCGUUGUACGAGCAGUUCCACCGUGCUGCAAAUCUCUACUUCUUGGUAGCUGCAAUUCUCUCUGUGUUUCCUCUCUCACCGUUCAACAAAUGGAGCAUGAUUGCUCCCUUGGUCUUUGUUGUUGGGCUUAGUAUGUUAAAAGAGGCUCUAGAAGAUUGGCGUAGGUUUAUGCAAGAUGUGAAGAUUAAUGCACGGAAAACAUGUGUUCGUAAAAGUGACGGUGUGUUUCGUCAGAGAAAGUGGAAGAAGGUUAGCGUUGGGGAUAUUGUGAAAGUGGAGAAGGACGAGUUCUUCCCUGCUGAUUUGCUUCUUCUGUCAUCAAGUUACGAAGAUGGGAUUUGCUACGUUGAGACUAUGAACUUAGAUGGUGAAACAAACUUGAAAGUGAAGAGAUCUCUGGAAUUGUCAUUGCCAUUAGAUGAUGAUGAUUCUUUCAAGAAUUUCAUGGCGACGAUAAGAUGUGAAGAUCCAAACCCGAAUCUCUAUACCUUCGUUGGCAAUCUAGAGUAUGAGCGGCAAACAUUUCCUCUGGAUCCAAAUCAGAUUCUCUUAAGAGACUCAAAGCUUAGGAAUACAACCUAUGUUUAUGGAGUUGUGGUAUUCACUGGUUUUGAUACCAAAGUUAUGCAGAAUUCAACAAAAUCGCCUUCCAAGAGAAGCAGAAUCGAAAGAACAAUGGACUACAUCAUCUACACUCUUCUUGUCCUUCUUAUUUUAAUCUCUUGCAUCAGCUCAUCAGGAUUUGCUUGGGAGACAGAGUUUCACAUGCCAAAAAUGUGGUACUUACGACCUGACGAGCCUAUAGACUUUACAAACCCGACCAAUCCAAUCUACGCUGGGGUUGUCCAUCUGAUCACUGCUCUAUUGCUUUACGGGUAUUUGAUUCCAAUCUCUCUUUAUGUUUCCAUCGAGGUUGUCAAAGUCUGGCAAGCAAGUUUCAUUAAUCAAGAUUUACACAUGUAUGAUGAUGAGAGUGGAGUCCCUGCACAAGCACGCACAUCAAAUCUAAACGAAGAGCUUGGUCAGGUUCAUACUAUCCUCUCUGACAAAACAGGAACGUUGACAUGUAAUCAGAUGGAUUUCUUGAAAUGCUCCAUUGCUGGCACUUCUUAUGGUGUGCGUUCCAGCGAAGUAGAACUUGCUGCUGCAAAGCAGAUGGCUGUAGAUCUUGAAGAGCACGGGGAGAUAUCGAGUACUCCUCAGUCUCAGACUAAAGUGUAUGGUACAUGGGACAGUAGCCGUACACAAGAAAUCGAGGUGGAAGGUUGCACAAAUGAGGGAGGGGAUAAUAGCUAUAAUAAUCGUAGAGCUCCUAUAAAGGGAUUUGGUUUUGAGGAUAUCAGACUUAUGAAUGGUAAUUGGUUGAGGGAAUCACAACCAAAUGACAUUUUGCAGUUCUUCCGUAUCUUAGCUAUUUGUCACACAGCUAUUCCCGAGCUGAACGAGGAGACUGGCAAGUACACCUACGAAGCAGAGUCACCUGAUGAGGCUUCGUUUCUGGCUGCUGCUAGAGAGUUUGGUUUUGAGUUCUUCAAGAGAACCCAGUCAAGCGUUUUGAUCCGCGAGAGGUUCUCUGGUUCAGGGCAAAUAAUCGAAAGGGAGUAUAAAGUUCUGAAUUUAUUGGAAUUUACGAGCAAAAGAAAGCGAAUGACAGUAAUUGUACGUGAUGAGGAAGGGCAGAUUCUUCUACUAUGCAAAGGAGCUGACAGCAUCAUCUUUGAUCGGUUGGCAAAGAAAGGGAAGACAUACUUGGGACCUACCACAAGGCAUUUGACUGAAUAUGGAGAAGCCGGGCUCCGGACACUCGCACUUGCUUACAGAAAGCUUGAUGAGGAUGAAUAUGCAGCUUGGAACUCUGAGUUUCAAAAGGCCAAAACUUCAAUAGGAUCUGAUAGAGAGGAGCUGCUUGAGACGGGAGCGGAUAUGAUUGAAAAAGAACUUAUCCUUAUUGGUGCUACUGCUGUGGAGGACAAACUCCAGAAAGGGGUGCCCCAAUGCAUAGAUAAACUUGCUCAAGCUGGGCUCAAGUUAUGGGUUUUAACUGGGGACAAAAUGGAAACAGCAAUCAACAUUGGAUUCGCUUGUAGUUUACUUCGACAAGGCAUGAGACAGAUCUGCAUAACAUCAUUGAGUUCAGAAGGAGGAUCCCAAGAUUCAAAAAGGGCUGUAAAAGAGAACAUUUUGAAUCAACUCACUAAAGCUGUACAAAUGGUGAAGCUAGAGAAGGAUCCCCACGCUGCAUUUGCUUUGAUCAUUGACGGGAAAACUCUAACUUAUGCAUUAGAGGAUGACAUGAAGUAUCAAUUCUUGGCUUUGGCAGUGGAUUGUGCAUCAGUGAUUUGCUGUCGCGUGUCUCCCAAGCAGAAGGCUUUGGUUGUUAGGUUGGUUAAAGAGGGAACUGGAAAAACCACAUUGGCAAUAGGUGAUGGUGCAAAUGAUGUUGGGAUGAUUCAAGAAGCUGACAUUGGUGUAGGAAUCAGUGGGGUUGAAGGAAUGCAGGCUGUUAUGGCUAGUGACUUUUCGAUUGCCCAGUUCCGGUUUUUGGAACGAUUACUCGUCGUCCAUGGACACUGGUGCUACAAAAGAAUAGCUCAAAUGAUCUGCUAUUUCUUCUACAAAAACAUAGCAUUUGGUCUCACUCUCUUCUACUUUGAGGCAUUCACCGGGUUUUCGGGGCAAUCAGUGUACAAUGACUACUACUUGUUGCUCUUCAAUGUUGUUCUUACCUCAUUGCCAGUGAUUGCCCUUGGUGUCUUUGAACAGGAUGUUUCCUCCGAGAUCUGCUUACAGUUCCCAGCUUUAUAUCAACAAGGAACAAAGAACCUCUUCUUUGAUUGGUCAAGAAUACUUGGAUGGAUGUGCAAUGGCGUCUACGCAUCUCUUGUCAUAUUCUUCCUCAACAUCGGAAUUAUUUACUCUCAAGCUUUCAGAGACAAUGGACAAACAGCUGACAUGGAUGCUGUUGGCACAACCAUGUUCACUUGCAUAAUAUGGGCAGCCAAUGUUCAAAUCGCAUUAACCAUGUCGCAUUUCACUUGGAUCCAACACGUUUUGAUAUGGGGAAGCAUCGGUAUGUGGUAUCUCUUUGUGGCGAUCUACAGUAUGACGCCGCCGAGUCUUUCUGGAAACAUUUACAGGAUUCUUGAUGAGAUUCUUGCUCCUGCACCUAUCUACUGGAUGGCUACAUUGUUGGUCACAGUGGCUGCAGUUCUUCCAUACGUUGCUCACAUUUCUUUCCAGAGAUUCUUAAAUCCACUAGAUCAUCAUAUCAUCCAAGAGAUCAAAUACUACGGAAGAGAUAUCGAAGACGCGAGAUUGUGGACCAGAGAGCGCACAAAAGCUCGAGAGAAGACAAAGAUCGGGUUCACAGCCAGAGUGGAUGCAAAAAUCAGGCAUCUACGGUCGAAAUUGAACAAGAAACAGUCAAACCUCUCGCAUUUUUCAGCUCAAGAUGCAAUGUCACCUAGAUCAUUGUAGCCUGUAUAGUGUUCGGCAGGUCCUAUUCUCUGAUGCAUUACGACUUUGGAGACAGGUCUUGAAGCUAAUUUUUUGUGGAGAGUUUAUAAUAGAGUGAGAUCAUGUAAAGAGUAGCUCUGAUGUUUUUUUUUCUACAUGUUGGGUUCGAAUUUUUUUUUCUUUUGUACACUUAUACUUAGGUUUUGUGUAUACACACACUUAGGACAGAAUGCAAAAAACAUAACAAAGAAUCUUCCUUUGUGCCUCUUCUGUGCCUCUAAUCAUUUAAUCGGUCAUUUAUAUAACUGUUUAUACAAAUUAUGUUA